UGGACAUCAGCUAUCAUACAGUAUAUAGCCUUAUUUUUUCUUAAUACUGCUGGUUGCAUGAACUACUUUUGACUCACAAGACAUUUAUUUGUUUGUUUUAAUCAGAUUUAGUACUUUAUGAGUUUAACUGGAAAACUUUAGGUUGUUUGUUUGCAACUUUGUUGUCAGCAUUGUACUUAACUUUUAAUAGAAAUGUAGAAAACUGCACGUUACCUUUUAGAAGGCAUUUCCUAAUGCAUUUAUUGAAUUAUUUAGACGGAGAAGAUGUUGAAUUCACUCAGCUGCUAUUCAGAGAUGAUAUCAUCAGUGAUAGCUACUUUGGUGGCAACUUGAAUGGAAAAAUUGUAACAGAUGAACUUCAUUUUGGUGAAGGAGUGCAUCGCAGAGCAUUUCGGAGUAAAGUUGUUCAUGGCCUUGUGCCUCUGUUUAACCCUGGCCAUCCGUGUGUACUGAAAAUACACAGUGCUAUCACAUAUGGGACCAAAACAAAUGAUGAGCUAAUACAGAAAAAUUACAACUUAGCAAUUCAGGAGUGCUGUGUCCAGAAUAUUGCCCGAGAGUAUGCCAAAACAUAUGCAUUGGAAGUCAGCUGUCUAGAUGGAUUUGGAGAAGUUCCAGAAAUCAUUCCUGUGUUCUUGAUCCAUCGGCAAACAAACAGUGUCCCUUAUGCAACACUGGAGGAAGAACUCAUGGGAGAUUUUGUGAAGUACUCCGUGAGGGACGGACGGGAAAUCAACUUCAUGAGACGAGAAUCUGAAUCUGGCCGGAAGUGUUGUACCUUCCAGCACUGGGUGUUUCAAAAGACAGGUGGAAAUCUGUUAGUCACUGAUAUGCAAGGUGUAAACAUGAAACUGACAGAUGUUGGCAUAGCAACAUUAGGCAAAGGGUAUAAAGGUUUCAAAGGCAACUGUUCAGUUUCCUUCAUUGAACAAUUUAAAGUUCUUCAUCAGUGUAAUAAGUACUGUGCAAUGCUGGGACUAACUCCCCUACAAGAGAAUAGCCAGAAGUCCAAGAAAUCAGCACAUGUAAAGUCCACAGCUCAGCCAAGUUCAAAGAAAACAGCUGUGUUUCCUGCUCUACCAAAAAACAAGGCAAAGUGAUGCUGAUGUUUUCCAUUUCACACUGUCAUCUGGUUGGCAUCCAGUUUUCCUUGCUUUGCACAGUCACAAAGUGUCAGUUUUGUGAUAACAUGGAACAACCUUUGGCCUAGAGCAAUGAUAUAAUAAAUAAUGGAAAUGCUGCAUCUUGACAGGUGAAAUAAGUAAAUAAAAUUGCUGGUGCUGUAAUUCAAAUAGCAGAUCACUGGAAAUUUGAAUCAAUGUCUUUCUCCGGAGUAGCCAUUUUAUCAAAGUCUCCAAAUGCAAACUGCCAAGCAUGACAUUGUAUACUACAAAAAGGUAUUUUCCACUGGUAUUUGAGCAAUGGGUGAUUUCUUAACUGAAAGAAAAGGAUCGGUACAAUCCUUCCUGUUUAAAAAAGGAUAUAGUGUUGCAGGUGGAGAACUGGGAAAAAAAUAAUCUAGACACAUGCAAUCAUCUCUUUCUAUGUGUCAUAUAACCAAUAUGCUAUUUUGAGGAUAUUGGAAUGAAUUUGUCAGGUAAAUUGUAGUCAGACAUGUUUUCAGGCACUUUGUUUUAUUUGAUGGAGCUUUUAUACUUGCCUUCAGAUAACGAUAUAUAACCUUGGAAUAUCUAUUUAAGAAAUCCUGGAUAUAUGACUUGAAGAUAAGUAGCAGCAAUAUACAUGUUUUUGUUUUUUUUUGUCAGUGAAGUCAGUGAAAUAGUGGAAAAAGUGCUGACAAAUGUAUAUAUGUGUAGUGUAUGUAUAUAUAUAUAUAUAUAUAUAUAUUUAUAGAUACCCACACACACACACUAUGAUUGUGAGCUAUGUACAGAUAUAAAUAUAAGCAUACAGACACACUUGAAUAUUAAGCUUUAUUUUCAUUGGAUGCUAAUUUGUCCUGUUCACUUUCUUGUUGCUGAUAUAUGUAAAUCUAAUGAUAAAGGCAUUAAUGUUUGUAUAAUUAAGUCUUCCCAGUGGCAAACAGCAGAAUGUAUGUAUUGUACCUAUUUUCUACCUCCCUACUCAAGCUUUCUGUAGGUAACACAGACUGUCUGUGAACAGCAGCCUCCCCCACUCAAUGGUUUAUUCUAAGACAGUGAUCAUAGCUGGUAGAAUUAGAGUAUAUCAAAUGAUCAAGUUUUGCGGGGGAGCAGUAGGCUAUUGUUAUUAUAUGAUAGUGCAUCUGUCAUUCAUGCCCCCACAAUACAUA
This is a messenger RNA of Protopterus annectens (West African lungfish), 2272 nucleotides long. RefSeq names its product alpha kinase 2 (gene ALPK2). The transcript is spliced from 5 exons. NCBI's taxonomy places the organism in Eukaryota, Metazoa, Chordata, Ceratodontiformes, Protopteridae. The coding region runs from base 234 to 1100 and encodes 288 amino acids. Gene Ontology annotation, molecular function: ATP binding; protein serine/threonine kinase activity. Gene Ontology annotation, biological process: protein phosphorylation. The record is from RefSeq and is a predicted model, not a curated record.